UACUGCGGAGGUGCCUCGGAUGCUGCUGAUCUUGGAGACAGGGUAGAACACCCAGGCUAGGUGUGUCCAGGGUGUCAGGAAACCCUUGUCCCUUCCCUCACGUGCGUGUCCGCCCUCGCUCUCCAGGUCCUUGCAAUGGCCACGAACACUACAUCUCCUGAAGCACCCUCCUCACAGGUGCCAGGUGUCAUGUUCAGCUCUCUGCUGGUUAUCACCGUACCGUCGGCGGCACUGGCUGUGGGGCUGCCUGGCAACAGCUUUGUGGUGUGGAGCGUCCUGGUAGAGAUGCAGAAGCACUCUGUCACUGCCCUGCUGGUGCUACACUUGGCCCUGGCCAACUUGGCCGUAUUGCUCACUACCCCCUUUUUCCUCUACUACACGGCCCAAGGCCUCUGGACUUUUGGACUGGCUGGCUGCCACCUGUUCCACUAUGUCUGCGGAGUCAGCAUGUAUGCCAGCGUCCUGCUUAUCACGGCCAUGAGCCUGGACCGCUCGCUGGCGGUGGCCCUCCCCUCUGUGUCCCAGACUCGCACCAAGACAGUUGCCUGGCGGGCGCUAGCAGGCACCUGGGUGGUGUCUGUCCUGCUGGCCACGCCCGUCGUCUUGUACCGCAAGGUGACGUUGGGACCGCACAACAGGAGCCUGGUCUGCUUCCCGGAGUCCCCCAGUGAAGCACAUAGGGCUCUCCAUCUGUUCUUCGAGGUGGUCACCGGCUUCCUGCUGCCGUUCCUGGCCGUGGUGGCCAGCUACUCCGACAUCUGGCGCCGGCUGCGGGUCCGGCGCUUCCGCCGCGGCCGCUGCACCGGCCGCCUGCUGGCCUUUAUCGUCCUGGCCUUCGCUGCCUUCUGGCUGCCCUACCGAGUGGUGAACCUGGCCGAGGCGGUCCGCGCGCUGGCGGGCAAGACAAUGGGGUCCCGGCAGAGUCAGCGGCUGCACCUGGCCCGCAAGCGCUCUGAACGCUGGCUUUCCUGAGCCAGCAGCGUGAACCCCGUGCUGUACGCAUGAGCCGUCGGCGGCCUGCUGCGCUCGGCUGGCGUGGCCUUCGUCGCCAAGCUGUUGGAGGGCGCCGGCUCCGAGGCGUCCAGCAGCCGCCGCGGGGGUACCCUGGCCCAGACGGUGAGGGGCGCCCCCGCCUCUCCCGAACCCGGCCCCGCCCAGGGCCUCACUGUCUCCACCAACGCUCUCGAGCAAGCGAAGCGAAGUCAACUAGGCCUGCGGGGUGGUGGCAGCGGAAGGAUGCCUGCUUUCCUCCUGGGGGAAUACGCCCACGCUGGCCUGACCCAAUUCUUCAACCUCCUCUUACGCAGGUGGCGGGUGGAGCGGAAGAGAGCGAGGGGAAGGGCAAGAAAUGAAGAUUUGCAGAAGUGA
Physeter macrocephalus (sperm whale) is the source of this 1368-nucleotide messenger RNA. It is a transcript of the gene LTB4R, whose product is annotated as leukotriene B4 receptor. NCBI's taxonomy places the organism in Eukaryota, Metazoa, Chordata, Mammalia, Artiodactyla, Physeteridae. The record is from RefSeq and is a predicted model, not a curated record. Gene Ontology annotation, cellular component: plasma membrane. Gene Ontology annotation, biological process: inflammatory response; positive regulation of cytosolic calcium ion concentration; phospholipase C-activating G protein-coupled receptor signaling pathway. Gene Ontology annotation, molecular function: leukotriene receptor activity; complement component C5a receptor activity.